Molecule: messenger RNA, 972 nt
Organism: Cinclus cinclus
Lineage: Eukaryota; Metazoa; Chordata; Aves; Passeriformes; Cinclidae
Gene: TMEM255A
Product: transmembrane protein 255A
Exons: 9
Coding region: 1-972 (323 amino acids)
Source: RefSeq, a predicted model, not a curated record
AUGCGGCAGGCCCUGACUCAGCAGCGCCCGGCCGGCGUGGCCCUGCCCGACUCCGUGGGGUCGUUCAAUAGAAGAAAAAGAAAUUCCCUCUACGUAACUGUGACUCUCCUCAUUGUGUCAGUAUUAAUUCUAACGGUGGGCCUAGCUGCUACAACAAGAACCCAAAAUGUGACUGUUGGAGGUUAUUACCCAGGGGUUAUUCUUGGUUUUGGGUCGUUCCUUGGAAUAAUCGGAUCAAACCUGAUAGAAAACAAAAGACAAAUGCUGGUUGCAUCGAUCGUUUUCAUCAGCUUUGGUGUCAUCGCUGCAUUCUGCUGCGCCAUAGUAGACGGUGUCUUUGCUGCCAGACAUAUAGAUCUGAGGCCGCUGUAUGCAGGGCGAUGUCAGUACUACUCCAAGAGUACAACCCCACCAGAGGCGGUCUGUCACCCACAGCGCCGUGCCCCCUGCACACCGAAAAUAAAAACCAAUACCUGCUUCUGCUGUGACCUGUACAACUGUGGGAACAGAGUAGAGAUUUCUGGAGGGUACUAUGAAUACAUUGAUGUCAGCAGCUGCCAGGACAUCAUCCACCUUUACCACUUGCUCUGGUCGGCAACAAUUCUGAACAUAGUUGGGCUGUUCCUAGGGAUCAUUACAGCAGCAAUACUUGGAGGCUUUAAAGACAUGACUCCUUCCCUCCCUACGCUGAACUGCACUGUUGAGAAUGCACACCCUUCAGUGACCUACUACUCCAGGCCACAAGUGACAUCUUACAACUCCUACUACCACAGCACUCCUCACCUGCCCCCCUACUCUGCUUAUGACUUUCAGCAUUCCAGCGUGUUUCCAGCCUCCACUCCUUCUGGCCUCUCUGAUGACCCCCAGUCCCUGUCACCAUCUCCCAGCUAUAUGUGGGCCUCUAAUGCACCGCCUCGUUACUCGCCACCCUACUUCCCACCUUUUGAAAAGCCACCACCUUACACACCAUAA